GGGCCGAAAGGGAGGAGGGUUAGUCCGCGCCAGGCGGGUGCUCGGGCUCGGGAGCCUGGCGGCUGCUGAGGCUGAGGGGAGGAGCUGAAGGCAGCGGUCGCGGCUCCCGCCCGCACUGAACGCUCAUCCCGCGAAGCCCCCUCCCACACUCGGGAGGGCGGCGGCGGCGGGAGGAGGAGGAGAAGGAGGAGGGAGCGUCUCUGCCGCCGCCUCCUGGUCCCCAGCGCGGAUCAGCCGCCACCACCUCCCUUCGCGACGAUCCUCCCUCCAUGGUGCUGCCGCGGCCCCCCCUGUAGCCCGAGCUGCCCCGCGCCGCGCCGGAGCCGGUCUCGGGCAGAGGGAGCGGUCGCGGCCUCGCGGCCCGCGCGGGCUGACGAGCGGAGAGUGCGGCGCUUCGCGGUCCCCGAGGGUCCGCACGCCCCGGCAGCGCGGUCGCCAGCCACCGCGCGAGGAGCAGCGGGCGGGCGGGCGGCGCCGGGCCCGGGCCGCCCUCGCUCCCACGCCCCGGCCCCGCCGCCCGCGCCGGGGCGGCAGCCGGCAGAGGAAAGGCGCUGCAGUCUCCGGGCCUCACGGCCCCAGUCGAGCUUCCUCAGCACCGAGGGCUUGCGGGUCCUGAGUGGAGGACACGAGCCCGGAGCCGGGCACUGAGCUCUUGGGCGCCCCCAACCCAGUUUUCAGAACCCUCCACGCUGCGGCCGCUGUCCCCUUCGGACCAUGGCCGACGACGACGUGCUGUUCGAGGAUGUGUACGAGCUAUGCGAGGUGAUCGGCAAGGGUCCCUUCAGUGUUGUACGGCGAUGUAUCAACAGAGAAACUGGGCAACAAUUUGCUGUAAAAAUUGUUGAUGUAGCCAAGUUCACAUCAAGUCCAGGGUUAAGUACAGAAGGUAAGAGAUGGAUUUCAAAUCUAAAGCGGGAAGCCAGUAUCUGUCAUAUGCUGAAGCAUCCACACAUUGUAGAGCUGUUGGAGACAUAUAGCUCAGAUGGGAUGCUUUACAUGGUUUUUGAAUUUAUGGAUGGAGCAGAUCUGUGUUUUGAAAUCGUAAAGCGAGCUGAUGCUGGUUUUGUAUACAGUGAAGCUGUAGCCAGCCACUACAUGAGACAGAUACUGGAAGCUCUGCGCUACUGUCAUGAUAAUAACAUAAUUCACAGGGACGUGAAGCCCCACUGUGUUCUCCUUGCCUCAAAAGAAAACUCGGCACCUGUUAAACUUGGGGGCUUUGGGGUGGCCAUUCAGUUAGGAGAAUCUGGACUUGUUGCUGGAGGCCGCGUUGGAACACCUCACUUUAUGGCCCCAGAAGUGGUCAAGAGAGAGCCUUACGGAAAGCCUGUGGAUGUCUGGGGCUGUGGUGUGAUCCUUUUCAUCCUGCUCAGUGGCUGUUUGCCUUUCUACGGAACCAAGGAAAGAUUGUUUGAAGGCAUUAUUAAAGGAAAAUAUAAGAUGAAUCCAAGGCAGUGGAGCCAUAUCUCUGAAAGUGCCAAAGACCUAGUACGCCGCAUGCUGAUGCUGGAUCCUGCUGAAAGGAUCACUGUUUAUGAAGCACUGAAUCACCCAUGGCUUAAGGAGCGGGAUCGUUAUGCCUACAAAAUCCAUCUUCCAGAAACAGUAGAACAACUGAGGAAAUUCAAUGCAAGGAGAAAACUAAAGGGUGCAGUACUAGCUGCUGUGUCAAGUCACAAAUUCAAUUCCUUCUAUGGGGACCCUCCUGAAGAGUUGCCAGAUUUCUCCGAAGACCCUACCUCCUCAGGACUUCUAGCAGCAGAAAGAGCCGUCUCUCAGGUGCUGGACAGCCUGGAAGAGAUUCACGCACUUACAGACUGCAGUGAAAAGGACCUAGAUUUUCUACACAGUGUUUUCCAGGAUCAACAUCUUCACACACUGCUGGAUCUGUAUGACAAAAUUAACACAAAGUCUUCGCCACAAAUCAGGAAUCCUCCAAGUGAUGCAGUACAGAGAGCCAAAGAGGUAUUGGAAGAAAUUUCAUGUUACCCUGAGAAUAAUGAUGCGAAGGAACUAAAGCGUAUUUUAACACAACCUCAUUUCAUGGCCUUACUUCAGACUCAUGAUGUAGUGGCACAUGAAGUUUACAGUGAUGAAGCAUUAAGGGUCACACCUCCCCCGACUUCCCCCUAUUUAAACGGUGAUUCUCCAGAAAGUGCAAACGGAGACAUGGACAUGGAGAAUGUGACCAGAGUUCGGCUGGUACAGUUCCAAAAGAACACGGAUGAGCCAAUGGGAAUCACUUUGAAAAUGAAUGAGCUAAAUCAUUGUAUUGUCGCAAGAAUCAUGCAUGGGGGUAUGAUUCACAGGCAAGGUACACUUCAUGUUGGUGAUGAAAUCCGAGAAAUCAAUGGCAUCAGUGUCGCUAACCAAACAGUGGAACAGCUACAGAAAAUGCUUAGGGAAAUGCGAGGGAGUAUUACCUUCAAGAUUGUGCCAAGCUACCGCACUCAGUCUUCGUCCUGUGAGAGAGAUUCCCCCUCCACUUCCAGACAGUCCCCUGCUAAUGGUCAUAGCAGCACUAACAAUUCUGUUUCGGACUUGCCAUCAACCACCCAACCAAAAGGACGACAGAUCUAUGUAAGAGCACAAUUUGAAUAUGAUCCAGCCAAGGAUGACCUCAUCCCCUGCAAAGAAGCUGGCAUCCGGUUCCGAGUUGGUGACAUCAUCCAGAUUAUUAGUAAGGAUGACCACAACUGGUGGCAGGGUAAACUGGAAAACUCCAAAAAUGGAACUGCAGGUCUCAUUCCUUCUCCUGAACUUCAGGAAUGGCGAGUAGCUUGCAUUGCCAUGGAGAAGACCAAACAAGAGCAGCAGGCCAGCUGUACUUGGUUUGGCAAGAAAAAGAAGCAGUACAAAGAUAAAUAUUUGGCAAAGCACAACGCAGUGUUUGAUCAAUUAGAUCUUGUCACAUAUGAAGAAGUAGUCAAACUGCCAGCAUUCAAAAGGAAAACAUUAGUCUUAUUAGGUGCACAUGGUGUUGGAAGAAGACACAUAAAAAAUACCCUCAUCACAAAGCACCCGGACCGGUUUGCGUACCCUAUUCCACAUACAACCAGACCUCCAAAGAAAGAUGAAGAAAAUGGCAAGAAUUAUUACUUUGUAUCUCAUGACCAAAUGAUGCAAGACAUCUCAAAUAACGAAUACUUGGAGUAUGGCAGCCAUGAGGAUGCAAUGUACGGGACAAAACUGGAGACCAUUCGGAAAAUCCAUGAGCAGGGGCUGAUUGCGAUUCUGGACGUGGAGCCUCAGGGAUUGGAAAAAUCUUCUGGCCAGGGGUGGCUAGAGGCAAAGUCUCAAUCCUGGUCCUGGUCUUCGACAUCCUCUCCUUGGGUUCCACACUGGUCUUCACCUGAACGUCGUUUUCUGCUGGCACUGAAGGUCCUGAGGACUGCAGAGUUUGCUCCUUUUGUUGUCUUCAUUGCGGCGCCAACUAUCACUCCAGGUUUAAAUGAGGAUGAAUCUCUUCAGCGCCUGCAGAAGGAGUCCGAUGUCUUGCAGAGAACAUAUGCACACUACUUCGAUCUCACAAUUAUCAACAACGAAAUUGAUGAGACAAUCAGACAUCUGGAAGAAGCUGUCGAGCUUGUGUGCACAGCCCCACAGUGGGUCCCAGUCUCCUGGGUCUAUUAGGCUUCUCCUUGGCUAUCUGAGUAUAAAACUGGGAGCCACCUCCUACGUGGAAAAAGCCUCUUUGUUAUCGGCCUUGUGUCAGCAGGUCGUGGUCCCUAGAGACUACCUAGUUGUAGUGUGACCUACAUUUAUAAUUAUUGUCAUGUCCGAAUAGAUAGGAGGAGAAAAUCAAUUACACACUAAUUUAAAGAGACAGUAUCUUUUUUAAUCAGUUCUCCUAAACUUUAAUAAAAUGUAUCUUUAAAUGUAUGUAUUAUUCAAUCCUUUGGAAUGUUAUAUUUUUGGAAAUCAUAGCUUUUUAUUUCCAAGGCCCCUAAAAACUGCACAAAAUAGAUGCUGCUUUCUAUAAUCUAUUUUAAUAAUAAUAAACAAUGAUUCUGUUACCUUGACUGGGGGUGGAACACUACAUUCUUUUUAGAGUCUGAUUUUAUGGAUUGGAAUACCUUUCUUUCCUUUAUUUAUUUGAAAUGAUUAGUCUAGUGAUUACAAAACAGUCAUAAAUUUUUAAAGGCCUGUUUUCUCUCUUUUUUUAAGUCCUUUAUGUAACAUGCGGAUACUGUGAUACUGUCUCUUUGAAGCACCCUGUAAACCUUUUAGAGAUUUGAAGUUGGGUCUUGACUCUUAAUGCAUGUGGACAGUCGCGAGCGUUUAUGCUGUCGGUGUGUCUGUGUUGGACAAAACAAUCUGUAAUUACAGCCAAGUACAUUCCGUUCACGGGGCACACCCAGGGGAGUAAGAAUAAAUUGCUAUUAUGACUAAGUUGUAAACCUAUGCACAUCCCUUGCAUUUCGGGCAACUUUAUAAAACAGAAAAAAAAAACCUGAUUUUUAUUAAUAAUAAUCAUGUAGUGAAAUGUGUUUGUAAUUUUGUCUCAAUUUAAUUUGUUGUAAGGUGGGAGGGGGUAUUGCUGGUUUCGCCAUUUCAGAUCUGUGUUGUCUAAGAGUAUUAACGUUUUAAUUAAGCAAAGAAAUGCGGAUUUUUAAUCUGUAUGUAAUUGUUUUAAGCACCCAUUUAAAGAGAAUAUACUGUGCAAUGAAGAAACCAGUUUAGGCAUUUGCUACAAACUGAAUUAUUCCAAAAGAAUAAUCUAUAACAGCCCUGUAAAUUCCUUUAAAAUGAUAACUAACAGGACAGUCUGACCAUUUUUUUUAAAUAUACUUCAUUGUAUGUGUUCAAUAAUUAAAUGCCUUUGGGUCCUUCAUUUCAUUAUAGAUUUGUUCAGGUCCAAGCUGGUAAUCUUUUAAGUUCUAAAAUUUGUUAGAUGCUCACUGACCCAUCGAAGGCCCAGGAAUAAGUAUCGGUUGGUAGGGCAACAAAGCAGCCUGCCAGGGCACAGCUUGGACCACAUGUGACUCACAAGGCCACCUGUGGUCUCUCCUUCCUCUUGCUCUAUCCCUUGGCACAGGGGAGUCACCUGUCCUUGUUGCUUUAAAAGCAUUCACCAUGUCAUCCCCCGCCAUGCUGUCAGAAUCACUAGAGGAGGCCCAGGCUGGGGUUCUCAGACUGCCAGAGGUCACUAGAGUGUUGCCCCUUCAUGGAUGAGAGAACAGGGCACUGACAUGACUCUGGUCCUUGGAAACACACCAUCGUUUUCAUUUCUUCAGGGUUAGCUGGCCUCCAUCACUUUGUGCCUUGGCAGAAUGAGUUCUGGCCUGAACAGCUCCUCUUAGGCACUGAACAGAGAAGGCAUUUUUGUGUUCAUACUCCUCUCCUGUUUUCAGCAUCUCACCCUUCCCAACUAUUAUUACAUGAUACCAUUUGGUUUCUGUUUGUAGACCAUUCUUUGUCAGUGCCCAGAUGGUCACAACUUACCAACAAGAUACUGUGAGAAUAACUUGUGUUCGGUCCCACAAGUAAGGGUGGCCUAACAGCACACCAGAGACAGACUCAACAGUGAGCUCUUGCUAGGUGGAGGGAGAAAACUUCAGGAGUUGCUUAGGGCUGUGUAGUGCUGACCUCGAUCCUAAUCAGUGCCCAGGCCAGACAUCAUUACUGCAGUAGUACUGAGCAUAAGGCACCCUUUUCAGUGGCUCAGUACCUGCUCUACCUCUUCCAGUAAAGCACAACUAAGGUGUGGGAAAAAAAAGAACCAUUCCUCCCUCUGGUAGAAUCCCUUAUGCUCCACUUGCUCUUGAGAGCACAUCUCCAGAAAUGCUGGCAAGGCCUGUGUGUGACCAUCUACCACGUCCCCCCAGACAGAAUGAGCAUAGGAAAGUGAAGCCAGCUGAAGUUCAGGUGAGCACAGACUGAAAAAGGUACUCCAGGACUCGGGGACAUGGGGAACUUCUGUCCUCACUGGCCUUCUGGAGUCUGAGAGAAGAGCACUGGUGGCAUCCUUCCUGCCCUUAUACAGGUGGCGAAAGCCUGCACCUAGAACCCAGCGGCUGCCCCAGCAGCUCACCUGCUCUUCUCCACUAAUACACAGCUCUAAAGCAGUGUGCUUAUGACCUACAGGAAAACAAUCUCUGAAGUCAGAGUACUAUCAGUACAGCCGUACCCCGAGCAAUCAGAGGAAAUUGCUCAAAGCUUCUUGACUGCUUCCAUUUCAUCGGCCAGAACACACACACACACACACACACACACACACACACACACACUAGAGCAAAUUACCAGAGAUUGCUAAAUCAGUAGUCAGCUGAAAUGUUGGAAAGCCAGAGUGCAGGUCCUUUCUGCCGCCCCAGCCCUACUCCCCACAACAGGAGAAGGAGUGUUUGGAUCUCCUAAGUUCGUUGCUUAAAAGAUGAAGUGAGCUGAUUUUCUAAUCAUAAAGCAGUAAUUACUUCUCACAUGCAUCGUAUUCCUAUCUGAACACUGAAAAGGAAUGUGUCCCUCAGCUUAAUUCAUCUGGAAGUUUCCCAAUGUCGAGAUAACAUUGGAACUGCUUUAGCAGCACCCCAUCAGAGGAGAUGGCUUAAAAUAUCAGCUCAGAAAGGCAAAAGAAAGAGUUGACCUACUUCUUGCUAUUUGCAUUCAGAAGGCAGAGUCUCAGGCUAUUGGUGGCAGAAUAGAUAAAGCUGCAGAGUUCCCCAGCAAAGGAAGAGUGGCAGGAAGCGGUCCCUUCCCUAUAUCUAAGGCCUGGGGCAGGCAGGCCAAGCAUUCCUUUGAAGCUACUGUUAUCUUUUUAAGCUUUUUAUCUGUGAGUUCUGUUUUCCAAUCAGGGGUCUCUUCAUUAAGGUUACCAGGGUUUUGGUUUGUUUUUUUUUUUUUUUUUUUUUUUUUUUUUUUUUUUUUUUGCAAAAAGUUAAAUCAACUGAACCACCCUCCAGGAAAUGGGGAGCUACUCAGAAUGGAAACUGCUCCUUAAGGGUGAGGCAGCCCAAAGCAUUCUCUUGUCUCCCACUGAUGGGAUGUUCCUUUAGCAUCUCAGGUCAGUUUCUUACACGGGGGAAAAAUAAGCUUAGCUUGUCACAAACGCUAUGGAGAAAAUGGCUUGAUUAGUGAAUUCUUAAUACAAAUGUCUCCUUGGAAAGAAUAGAGGGCACACUGCUAAGCAUUCCAAAAAUCAAGCCCCUGGCAUGCCUCAUCACUUCUUGUUUCAGGUCAGCAUUCUGGUGGGUAGAUAGUGGUGGCUGUUUGUCAGAACUGAACACAGCCUGCUCCAUCUGUUCUCUUCGCAAGGAUGCUGAUGCUGAGGCACACUGAAGCCCCUGAACACAUCUUUCUUGAUGCCUCGUUUCUUCCUAUGGCUUUCAGAAGGGCUGCAUGUUCUUCUCAUCGCUGUUUUUAUUUGGGGGCACUUGCCCUUUUCUGGCCCUUUUAGAAAUAGGGUCUCCCUCUCUGUGUGGUACCACUGGCUAAGGAAACCGUACUUGGGAGGCCUCAUUUGUAAUCAGCUAUGCCUGGGCACUGCACACGUCCAUUUGCCUUAAACUUGUGGGAAGUCUCGGGUUGCCCAGCUUACAGAGUGAAGUUCAGCUCCCACAUCCAUCCGGAAGUAGGGGAAAAGAGGAAGCGCGUCCAACCUUCCUAUCUGCACUUCCUGUUGGUGCCUUCAGGCCACAGCAGCAGUAGCAGCUAUAGGCAAAGAGCAGCACCGUCUCUGGGACGGGCAUCCGCAAGUCUUAGCUGUUAGAGGGAUGGGAGAGACCAUUCCUGACUUCCCACUGUUUGUCACCCGACCCUCCAUUAACUCCCUUGAAUGAACCUGUGCAAAUGGACCAAGCAAAAGAAAAUGGAAGGAGAUGUUUGCAGCCACAUGGGAGACCACAUUGCUGGCCCCAAGCACAACUCCAGCUCUGUGUAUGUGCAAAACCUUGGCACUUGGCUACUGCUUAGAGUUCAAUCCAUUCUUUAUAGCAUGUGACUGAGUAAGGUCCGGGGAUGAUGAGUCUUUUGGACCCAGGAGAGAAUCUCAACAGAGGGAUUUGUGCUUGGGAGUAGAAGUAGGCAUUCCUCCACAGAGAGUGGCAUUGCCUUUAUUUUUCAUUUGGCAGAGACCAAGAAUUGGGGGGUAGGGGUUGAUUUCCAGUCUUUGAUGUCGCCUGGGAUGUCCUCUGCAGGCAGGUGGUGCUGAGACCACAGCAUCGUGUUCCAGUGCAGUGUAGGUGCAUUGCCAUUCAGACUCAGUUCUGGGGUGGUUUUGCAUAAAGCUUUGCCAAUGUGUUCUUUCUUUCUGUAUGUAUUAUUGCCUUUUUAUAAAAGGUUUUGAAGUAUUGUCUCAGUGAUAAAAAGAGAGAGAUGUUAAUGGUUGUUGUAUAUUUCACCGUAUCCGAUUGUAAGUAUUCGCAGGGUACAGCAAAGCCUUAGCUUGCAAGAGGAGCUGAAGGGGUUGGAAAGGUUCGGAUUCUUUGUAAAUGUCCUGCUUUUCUUUCUCUCUGUGUGUAUCUAUUUACAUGCCUUAGCACAUGCCCUCCCAUCCCAACCCCUUUGCCCUGUCACCUGAACAACCACAAGGGUGGUGGCAAGCCAGCACAGUACAAGUCGAAACCCUAAUCAGUUAUCUCGUGUGACAGGGGGAGAAGAGAAACUGCAUAGUAUUCUUUGUAGAAUAUACAUACCUGUAGGAUGCUGUGUAAUGGGAAACCAUAGACUUGGGCUUUUGUCAUUUCAAAGUUGGAGAAAUGUAUGAAUAAAAUGUAUAAAACAUGAAAA
Mus musculus (house mouse) is the source of this 8724-nucleotide messenger RNA. RefSeq names its product calcium/calmodulin dependent serine protein kinase (gene Cask). Gene Ontology annotation, cellular component: plasma membrane; nuclear lamina; nucleolus. Lineage: Eukaryota; Metazoa; Chordata; Mammalia; Rodentia; Muridae. The record is from RefSeq and is a predicted model, not a curated record. The transcript has 28 exons. Gene Ontology annotation, biological process: negative regulation of cellular response to growth factor stimulus; negative regulation of cell-matrix adhesion; positive regulation of transport. Gene Ontology annotation, molecular function: neurexin family protein binding; protein serine kinase activity; ATP binding. The coding region runs from base 715 to 3633 and encodes 972 amino acids.